This is a messenger RNA of Saccostrea cuccullata (small rock oyster), 1031 nucleotides long. Its product is annotated as limbic system-associated membrane protein-like. The record is from RefSeq and is a predicted model, not a curated record. NCBI's taxonomy places the organism in Eukaryota, Metazoa, Mollusca, Bivalvia, Ostreida, Ostreidae. Gene Ontology annotation, cellular component: axon; plasma membrane; neuronal cell body. Gene Ontology annotation, biological process: synapse organization; homophilic cell-cell adhesion. The transcript has 6 exons. The annotation marks the transcript as partial. Gene Ontology annotation, molecular function: axon guidance receptor activity.
AUGGACACUAUCAGGCUAGCUUUAGAUGCUGGAUCUGACCUACAUUUUCGAGAUGAGUUCCAAGAUCCUUCGACUGUGUCCAGUUUGACAAAUAAAGACAUUAUAGAAGAAGAUGACUUAUCUGUCAAGUGUUCUGUCACCAAUGGAAAUCCCUCCCAAUACACUGUCUACUGGACCAAGACAGGUGACUCUGGAUUUAGACAGAAUGGUGCUGUACUACGGAUACAGAGAAUACAGAGAGGCAGUGCUGGUACCUACACGUGUACAGCACAAAACAGUUACAGCAUUGGAGGCACAGGAUCAAGCAGUCAGUCCAUGACUGUCAAUGUACUCUAUCCUCCUGUAGUACUACGAGGGCCAACAUUUUAUGCAAAUGAGAGUCAGGAGAUUACAUUAUUUCGGAACAUUUCCAGUAACCCAGCUUCAGAUGUAUCCUGGUUCAAAGGAUCUGAAAAAGUUCAUAAACAAGAGUCAGUGACUACUGCCAAAUAUACUAUAGAUAAGACCAAAUGUACAGAUACUGGGAAUUACACACUUAAGGCCAGCAAUAAAAUCAACAGUGACUCUGCACAAGUGCAAUUGUUUGUUUAUUGUAUACCACAAAUGGUAAAAAACAUUACACUUGGAAUAACAGAUGAAAUUGGAAUUGAAUUUUCAGUCAAUGUCAUAGCAUAUCCAAAACCAAGUUAUCAACUAACACGUAUAAACAAAACUGUUGUCAGUGAAAUGACUAGCAAAAUUUUUGUGAAUGCUGUGAAUAAUUUCACUAUCAGAUAUAACCAGACAUCGGUUACAAAGAGCGAUUAUGGAGUUUACAUUUUGAAAAUAAAAAAUACCGUUGGAGAAGCUGAUAUAUAUGUUGAUGUCAUUCCUAAAAAAGUCUUCGUUAAAUCUACCAAAGAAUCAAGUAUAGGAGGAAUAACUGGUGGCACAGUCGGGGGAGUUCUUUUGAUAAUACUUAUCACGUUGAUAUUUCUCAACAGAAAAUAUCAGAUAAAAUGCCAUGUUUCAGAAAGAAUGCCAAAGCCAAG